Molecule: messenger RNA, 5644 nt
Organism: Lepisosteus oculatus (spotted gar)
Lineage: Eukaryota; Metazoa; Chordata; Actinopteri; Semionotiformes; Lepisosteidae
Gene: golga7
Product: golgin A7
Biological process (GO): Golgi to plasma membrane protein transport; peptidyl-L-cysteine S-palmitoylation; protein targeting to membrane
Cellular component (GO): palmitoyltransferase complex; Golgi stack
Source: RefSeq, a predicted model, not a curated record
AACAUGUUUUUCAAAUUUUCAGUCGGACUUGUAAUGUAAGUGCACCAGUCAAGGCGGAAGUACGGAAGUAAGAAAUUAAAGGGGUUUCAACAUGGCGGAGACUCACAGUCUGCAGGACAUGAGGCAACAAGCAGCCAUUGCUGCCAAGGUGUUCAUCCAGAGGGACUACACGAAUGGGACCCUGUGCCAGUUUCAGACCAAGUUUCCCACUGAGCUGGAGAACAGGAUUGACAAGCAGCAGUUUGAGGAGACAGUAAGAACACUGAAUAAUCUGUAUGCUGAGGCAGAAAAACUAGGAGGCCAGUCAUACCUGGAGGGCUGUCUGGCCUGCCUCACAGCCUACACUAUCUUCCUCUGCAUAGAGACACAUUACGAAAAGGUUCUGAAGAAGAUUGCCAAGUACAUCCAAGAACAGAACGACAAGAUCUACGCACCCCGCGGCCUGCUUCUCACAGACCCUAUAGAGCGAGGACUGCGAGUAGUUGAAAUCACCAUCUAUGAAGACAGAAGCACUGGCGCAGGAAGAUAAAAGUUACCAAAGCUCUCGUUGUGUUGAAACUGCAGCUGGCUGGUUGGAUAUGAAUUUUAAUCUCUCCAGAGAUCACCUUUCCUACCUUUUACCUGAUUGACCAAUGUGCCAACCUGUUCAGCCUCUCACCUGGUGCAGCCCCUCACUCCUACCCAAAGCUCUUUCUUGAGUCUCUGUUUCCCCCUUGUACCAUGCAUAGGUAAUGUGUGUGUAUCUGGUUUUCUUUCUCUUUCUUUUCAGAACUUUCGUGACAAGUUAUUUAUAAGUUAAGCUCCACAGGGAAGGCAGGGUAAUUCUGUUUUCCAUAGAAUUAAGGCAUCUUUUAAAUUAGAUGUCAAAACUGAAUACACAUGGUUUAUUUUUCUCUUCAACCACAGGUUUGUUUUGUAAAUGGUGUGCCAUAUGUUGUUUUUUUUACUAAUAUUUAGUCUUACUAUUUCCUUUCAUUGUUUUGAACAGAAAGGUCAGACAAAAGCUGUCUUUAGUGUAGUCUUCUAAUUGUGACAUCAGUUGCUCUCUGUCCUUUGUGAUGAGUAUCAUGAUGUUCAGGACUGUAGGAGAAAGCAGAUCAUGUAAAGCCCUGUGUUUAUCUAAUUAUAUCAUUCCUGUGGUCUGCUCAGGUGAUUAAUGAUUAAUGUCAGGGCAUCUCAACCAAUAUAUGUCAAUAAAGACAGCUCUUAAAUAGCGGAAGCCUGGCUUUAAUAUAAAUAGAUUUUUUAUACUCUAUCUGAUAAACCAUUGAAAAUGUCAUCAAGUGUUAUGUAGUUAUGUAUGUUUUGCAUGAAAACUGUAUGACUUGAAAAUGAAAAAUUUGAGAAAAAUGAAAAAUCAUCACUGAAAUGCAUAACACUACAAAACUAUAUGGAUAAGUGGUUAACAGUUUGUCAUGCUGCAAAAAAAGAAAAUGAAGCUUUUUUUAAUGUAUGGAAUAUAUAUCUCCUAAACUUUAAGUGCAGUUAUCUGCUCAGGUAAUAAUCAUGCAAAUAAACAGAACCUGCAACCCCUUGGUUGUGAGCUAAAUGUCUCAUCUUUCUGUUCAUAUCUUAGGAGUUAAUAUUUUUUUAUACUUUGGAUUUUUCAGUUUCUUUUUUCCAAACGAUGUUAUUUCUAAUCAUGUGUAUUGUAGCAUUCAAAUGUGUACUUUUCUGAAAGAAUAUUCAACCUAAUGCAUCUUGUUGGCAUGCCUUAAUAUUUCUGUUAGAAGGAUCCAGUAGGAGUUUUUAAUAUAUACUGUAAUUUGAAUUCUGUAACAUGAAAUACAGCCAUGAUCAUAAAGACGUUUACCAGUUGGUUUGGUGAAUUUAACUAAUAGUGAAGCACAAUAUGGCUAGCAGUGGGCUACAUCAUGUGUUCACUUCAUCACUGUUAAAUCUAAAAUGUUGAACAAAAUUCCAAUUGUCAUAUUUAAGGCUAGAGAAUCCAUAUGAUUAUAUUAGCUAUUGUAAGCAAGUUUGUUUUCUUUGUUUAUGUAUACUUCCCUGUGAUUCAUUCAACCUGAAUCAGCAGGUUGCCUUAAAUGAUAAGGAAAAAGUGAGAAGAAAGGGAUUUACAUAUUCUCAUGCUGUUCAUACACUCCAGUUUCUCAAAUGUGUUUGCAGCCUUCCUACGUUUUCUGUUAAAAUAUGCACCUUCCUGAUUUAAUAAAUGUUAAUCUCUUAAACAAAAAUGCUGCUCAAUCUGGGCAUCAAACUAAAGCAAUAUGUGAUUUUUAAAAAGAAUCUUUAAUUAUAUAUUGCAUUUUCUAAUACCCUUUAGCUUACAAAACCAUGUGUAAAUCUUAAUAUACUGUACCUUGUCUUUUGAACAAAACAUUUCAGUUUUGAAAUAAUGUGAAUCGUUUCAGUGAAUAAUGACAUUGUAUUUUCUCAAUUAUGAAAAACAAUGAGAGAGUUGCACAAAAUCUUCAGUAUUUUUAUCUUGGCUGUUUAUUUUCAGAUUUAGCUGAAGCACAUGGAUAUUUGGCCAUGGGAUGAUGCUGCAGUACAUGAACAAUAGUGUUAGUAAAUUAACAUCCCUGACCUCUAAUCCAUACUCCACUGUAAUUUUCUGAAAGUAAUAAUUCACCACAUUACUUUCAAUGUUUAGAGCAGAAAACAUCGGGAGGAUUGCAAGCACCUUUAAAGAAUAAAAUAAUUGAAAUUGUUGAACUGUAAGUGUGGUAUAUGUAGUGCUGUAGAAUAAGAUGACACCAGGUUGAGAUCAUUCAUAUAAUGUUGUGGGAUGUACAUUAUCAUAUCCUGCGUUCUUGUGUAAAAAGUUGACUUGUAUUGAAAUAAGUUAAAUAAAGCUCCUAUUUAUAUCUUCUGGGAGCCAUUGUACUGGCCUUUGUGUGACUUGGGACUAAGGAUGGGUUUACAUUUGGAAAUUGUUAGUGAAUUUCUGUGUGUAACUUAGCUGUAAAGAUUACAACCAUAUUGCCAUAUUGGUAAGAAAAUUGAAGACAUUAUUGAUAUUUAUUCUACACAUGCUGUAAUCAUUAUUUAAAUCCUCAAUCUCAAUUUUCUGAGAUGGAGGAUUUAAAUUGAAAAAGUCUUUCUUUCCUGGUUAAAAAAUCCCGAAUUACUGUUAAAUUGCUAAAUGUAAUUGCCAGGAAUGAAUUGGCAGGUGGAUAAUAGAAAAACGCUUGGCAGCAUUUUUGAUGGCAGAUACUGCUUGCGAUAAUUCUGGAGACUAAAGCCUCCCUUGGGGUACAGGUAACAGAGAUUUACCUCAAAUUAAAUAAUACUGGUUUAUUAGCCCUACCAGGACUACAAGCACGAUGCCAGAAUGUUUCAUAGUUUAAUACAGCGUGAAGUGGAGGAUCCACAGUGGCUUACCUUUACUGAAUGAUGUUUAGAGAUGAUCAGGGUUUCUUGGACAGGUAGUUCAGUAUAUUUUUUUUUAUUGAAAAGAAGGGGAAACCUUGCUGCACUGCAUGGAAGUAUUAUCACUAACCAUUCAGCGAAGGCAAGCGAAAUGAGUGGAGAUGUCUUGUUUUCUUUAUCCCAGAAUCAAUAAUAUAUUUAGUUAAAAUGUGAAAGAUUUUAAAUGCUCAAGAUAUUAGAUCUGUACAUUUUAUCAUAGAUUUUAAUUUGUUUCUGGAUUUGACUGUAUAUUCAUCAUUAACACCCCAGGCUCUUCUGAAUGGAGCCUUAAUGUCUCUAGCUAGUGAAGGACCUCGGUUUAACAUGAUUGCUUGAAAGAUAUCCCAUCCUGUAUGAGAGUGAACCCUGUCACCAUGCUUGGGUAUUGCUUUGUAAUUUCUGUUUCAGAAGGAAAAGCGACAGUGUCUGGCUUACUAACUCGAAUGGCUUGACAUAGAUCUGUGGACAGUCCUUAAUCACAUCUGGCCUCUACUGAAUUGAUUGGUAUUGGAUGGAUAACUACAAAGCCCACUACUAUAAACCUCAGUUAGGUUAGGUUGCAUUUUAUCAUUUUGAGGACUACCUUGUUUCAGUCAGGGUAUUUUUUUUCUAAAAAUCUUCAUGUACAGUUUGAAAAGUUGGUGUAUAAUUCUAAAAACAAACAACUAUCCAAGAGACAGAAAAAUAACAACUUAUUUCCUAAUGUAACAUUUUUCUUGUACUUCAAUGAACUAAUUCAUCAUUGAAUUUCAUAGGACUUUGAUAGUGAGAAUAGUGGCUUCUUUAAUUAGCAGUGUUUAAAUCCAAACAGCUUUUGAUGUAUUUUUCUAGGGCAGUUUUCAACAUGCAUAUGGAGUAAACGGUAAUGGAUGGGCAUCUGGGUGGCACAUUGGUUAGCAUUGCUGCCUCGCAGUGCUGGGGGCCUGGGUCCAAUUCCAAACUUGGGAUGCUUUCAGCAUGGAGUUAGUAUGUUCUCCUUGUGUUUGCAUGCAUUUCCUCUGGUGCUCUGGUUUCCUCCUACAAAAACAUUCUGGUAGGUUAAUUGACUUCUGGGAAAGUUGGCCCUAAGGCGAGUUUGUGCCUGUGCAACUGCUCAGCGAUAGACUGGCAUUAUGUCUAGGGUGUACCUUGCUUGCGCCUAUUGCUUUCUUCUGGUUCCCCUGCAACCCUGAUUUGGAAGAAGGCACGAAAACAUGGAUGGGCAUCCUCUCUUCCCAUUUGUCUGGCCUGAGCUCUAAUCCCACUGAACCCAGUGAGCUUUUCCAUCAUGUGAUCAAAUUGAAAAAAUAAGAGCUGGAAAAUUAAAAGGGGGGCUUAACUUACCACUUAUGUGGAUUACUUUGCUCAAGAGAAUGUCUUUGACUGGUCAAUUAGAUCUAUUAAGAGAUGUGUCAAUAGGGAACACUUUUUCCUGCUUGGUUGAAGAGUUGGCUGUUGGCCACUGGAAAUGAUUUUACAGGCAUGCAGAGUGCAACCUUCAUCAGCCUGCUUCCAUAUAGAAUGAUUUCUCCUGGGAUACUUAGGAUUAAAUCAUAUUAUUGUCAAAAGGAAAGGCAACAUUGCCUUGAUGGCAUGAGUGGAUCCUCAAAGCCUCUCACAGAGAGCUUGGCUCACUCAGUUUUCUGAAAACAGAAGUAGCUGUUAGUAGUGAAUUCAAAUUAUUUGUCAAGAUUGUUCUGUUUCAUGCACAGAACAAAGGGUAUCCUUAUACUGUACAGUAUGUUUGCUAUGAAACUUUACAGAUGCCUUAUUUGUAUAAGUUAGAAUAUUAAUAGACUGAAUAAAGGAGAAUUAUUUUCCUAUUUUCAGUGUAUGUCAUUUAUCAUUUAUUAUUAUUUGAUAUUAAAAAUAUAAUUUGCACUUAUUGAUUUUGAUUAGUUUAGAAUGUAUUGAGAGGAUAGGCCAGUUUAAAGAGUGUACCUAAGUCAUUGUGCCUUUUGCACACUAUUAUUUUUACAGGGUGAUCUGGUACCUUGACAUUGGAAGUUCUUUCUAAAUUCCAGACCAAGUAAUGCCUUAUUCCAGAACUGUAUAAUGUUUCCCUCAACUGAGUUGAAGCUUUUUGAGUUUGUGUUGGGAAAAUAAAGAAUAUAACCAGGCAGAUAGCAAUUGGGCUGCCUGGUUUGCAGUGUUUCACCCAACUAUCUUUGAAUGGAAAUAAAUGUUUGAGCUAAAACUUUGACAUGUAUUUAUGACGGCCUUUGAAAAAUGUGCCUUCGCCUUUGAACCUGUCAAACCUGCUUGAAAUAUAUAAAUAAAUAUAGAUACCAUA